AUGGACGACCGUAGCCUUGGGCCCAGUGACACCGAACUCGAACUCGAAUACGAGUACAAGCUCCAGCUAUGGCGCCACAAAGCUCGUCAAUUAGAACAUGAAGAGCAAGGUAUGAGGCUUGAGUAUGAGAAAGCAAGGCUGGCGCGCAAUCGAAAAGGCAAGCGAAGCGUUCGGUCUUCGAGUCAAGGUGUCGAACAGGGGCCCGGCGAGAAGCGGACCAAGAGAGAUACGCAGGACCAAAUCACUGUCGGUGCAAAGACGGUGAAGGUGGUCGACCUCUCGGAAUCCCACUCCCCUGCCGCUGCAAACAGUUGGGAGGAUCGUGACAUGGGCUUUGAGGAUAACGAGGGCGCUGGAGGAGUGCUGAGCGAUGGUGCCGGCGAUGAGGAGUUGGAAGAUGGGUCAGCGGCUGAACAGAGACACCACGGACGGUUCGACGACGAAUCAGGAGAGGAACCAAUGGAAGAAGCGCAGCAGUCAGAAGAAGAGGAAUCCGAGGAGGACGGUACCGAGGAGAAAAAGGUAGACGACUUCCCAGGAAUGCCGACGCCAGCUGAAUGGAACCCAGCGACAAGGAACCGCGCCCCGAGGAAUCUUCAGUUCAAGUCCAUCAACGAGACUUUCCCAACCGUUUGUCUGAUGCCGAACGAACGCCUCGCCGAGCUGCGCUGCAUGGAAUGCUCCGGCAAUAUGAUCAACCGGGGUGGCCGUAAGCAAGCACUUAGGCCUGGUGCAAGCCUCCUUCGUCACCUCAAGGGCGCGCAUGGGGACAAGUACAAGAACAGUCUCACGGAAUAUGAGGUGGCAUAUCGCAGCGUGGUCAAGUGGCUGGGUCCUGCAGAGACUGCGGCUGUGGAGAACGAGCAGAAAGAAGGCUUUUUCGUGGAGCAGAUCAUGGUGACCAAGACAAUCACCCCAGAGCAAGCUCCCGCGGUGGACAAUGGCUGUUGCAGCUGUCUCCGGGAUCCUUGCGAGCCGCAGAUCACGUCGUGCUCCCACAUUUACUGCGAGCAGUGUGUGAAGAUCCUUCAGGAUCAGGCCAAGCGUUGCGGGCUCGAUCAUCCUACCUGCUUGAAGUGCGGCGAGCUUUUCUUGAGUGUGACACCGCUCAGCGAUUCCGCCUCGGACAAGCAGCAAGGCUCUAAGAGUAAUUACCACGCAGCUUCUGCUGAAGACGCCGAUGAAGAGGAGGAAGAAGACGUCAAACCCAUCAUCCGCCUGAUCCUCCGACCAUCAAGCUCGCGGCCACUUCAGGACUUGGAUCGCAGACACGACUGA
Messenger RNA from Zymoseptoria tritici IPO323, 1278 nucleotides. RefSeq lists its product as uncharacterized. The transcript has a single exon. The coding region runs from base 1 to 1278 and encodes 425 amino acids. Lineage: Eukaryota; Fungi; Ascomycota; Dothideomycetes; Mycosphaerellales; Mycosphaerellaceae. The record is from RefSeq and is a predicted model, not a curated record.